This is a messenger RNA of Poeciliopsis prolifica (blackstripe livebearer), 3110 nucleotides long. RefSeq names its product protein-glutamine gamma-glutamyltransferase K-like. Bases 46 to 2688 code for a protein of 880 amino acids. Lineage: Eukaryota; Metazoa; Chordata; Actinopteri; Cyprinodontiformes; Poeciliidae. Gene Ontology annotation, biological process: peptide cross-linking. Gene Ontology annotation, molecular function: protein-glutamine gamma-glutamyltransferase activity. The record is from RefSeq and is a predicted model, not a curated record. The transcript is spliced from 13 exons.
UGCCUCCAGACUCCAUUGUUGCGUUUUUGCUCCGAAUGAACUGGGAUGCCACCGGUGAUUCACUCAGUCAGAGACAGCUCUGCCGUCGGCCGGUUCCCGAGCGUCACUUUGCCGUUUGUGGAAGACGUGGAGGUGGAGAAGGAGGAACCGGCAGAGAAUGGCGUUAAGAAGGAGAGUGCCUGUCGACGGUGGCUGCGUAAGGCGUGUCCGUGCUGUUAUAAACGGCCAGGCGAUGACGACGACGCCGCAGAGACCGUGGUCACCGGGGUGGAUGAUCCAGAUAAAGAGGAGGAGGGAAAUGGAGAGAAGCCAACCACCGAGGAAGGCAAUCUAAAUGAACUUCUUCUGAACGUCCGACUGAUAGAUCUGAUGAAAAGCAAAACGGGAGCAAAUCUGGUGGAGCAUCACACCAACCUCUACCAGAGCGACAAGUUCGUCAUCCGCCGAGGCCAGACCUUCCAGAUGUGGAUAACCUUGUCGCGACCUUUUGACCCCCACACAGACAAGCUUCAUCUGGAGCUGAAAACAGGCCCCCACCCUGCUGUGUCGAACAAAACCCAUAUCAUCGUCCCUCUGGUGGAGGACCUGGAGGACGGUCGCUGGGAGGCCGCGGUCGUUGAGCGGGACGACAAGAGGUUGAAGCUGUCUGUGAAUUCGCCUCCCACGGCCAUCAUAGGCAGGUACCAGCUCACCGUGGAAACAAGCUGCGCCAACGGCAAGGCCACCUCCAGACACGACCCCGCCAACGACAUCUACAUGCUGUUCAACCCCUGGUGUGAAGAUGACUCCGUUUUCCUGGACUCUGAGAAGGAGAGGCAGGAGUUCGUCCUCAAUGAUGUCGGCCGGAUCUACUACGGCACGCAGCUUCAGAUCGGCGAGAGGACGUGGGACUACGGCCAGUUUAACGAUGGGAUCCUCGCCGCCUGCCUCUUCAUGUUGGAUCGAAGUCAAACCCAAAACUCAGGUUGGGGCGACCCGAUUAAUGUGGCGCGGAUCAUCUCAGCCAUGGUAAACGCUCCCGACGACUUCGGUGUUUUGGAAGGAAACUGGUCAGGAGACUAUUCCCGGGGAACGUCCCCCACCGUGUGGAGCGGAAGUGUGGAAAUCCUGAAGAAAUACUAUGAAAGCAGGGGAACGCCCGUUAAGUUUGGCCAGUGCUGGGUCUUUGCUGGCGUCUUCACUACAGUGUUACGUUGUCUAGGCAUUCCUGCUCGAACGGUGACCAACUUUAGCUCGGCGCACGAUACCGACGUCUCAUUGACGACUGACAUCUACCUGGACGAGGAAAUGGAGCCGAUAGAACACCUUAAUGCAGACUCUAUCUGGAACUUCCACGUGUGGACCGAUUGCUGGAUGUCUCGUCCAGACUUGCCUCCUGGCUACGGAGGCUGGCAAACCGUCGACGCCACGCCGCAGGAAACCAGUCAGGGCAUAUUUCGCUGCGGCCCGGCGUCCCUCAGCGCCAUCCGCAACGGCGAGGUCUACCUCAAACACGACUGCGCCUUCGUGUUCGCUGAGGUGAAUAGUGAUAAAAUAUACUGGCAGAAGAACAAAGACGGCACCUUCAGUCAAAUCUACAGCGAGAAGAACACCGUGGGUCUCUCCAUCAGCACCAAGGCUGUGGGCUCAGACGAACGCCAGGACAUCACACACCUUUACAAACACCCAGAAGGCAAAACAAAAAAAACUAUGACACAACCUCAUGAAAGAACUCAAGCAGCUUCCAAAGCCGUCAGGGCAUAUGAUCAAUUUAUUUUGAAUUUGCUCAAAAUGUUUGAGUGUUUUACUCUUUUUAACAGGCUCAGAGGAGGAACGUAUUGCCGUGGAAACCGCCUGCAGCUACGGCUCCAAAGCAGCCGCCUACUCGUCUCCGACAGCGGAAGACGUCUCUUUAGAAGUGAUCAUGGAGGGCGUCGGUCCCAGGAUGGGGGAGGAUGCAGAGCUGACCAUCAGGCUGAGGAACGUCAGCUCGGAGCCGCGCACCGUCACGUUGCACAGCCAGUUAGCCGUCAUGUACUACACCGGGGUCCACAAGGACACUGUGAAAAGCGACAAAGUAGACGAGCAGAUUCUGCCCAACGAGGUGAACGAUUUGACUUGGGAGUUGAAGUACGACACAUACAAGAACCAGCUGAUCGAUCAGGCUGCCCUGAUGCUCACACUUACCGGCAGGGUUAUGGAAACACAGCAAGUCCUGGCGAAGCAGUUCAGCUUCCGACUCAGGACCCCAGACCUCGUUAUAAAGCCGGUUGGGAAGGCUGUGGUGGGGCAGAAGAUGAAAGUGGAGGUUUCUUUCACAAACCCUCUACCCCUGGUGCUGAAAGCAGUGGUAUUUCACCUGGAAGGAAUAGGCCUCCUACCUGGGAAAAAGAUUCACCAUGGAGAUAUCGGCGGACAUGCCUCCGUCUCCUUCGUGGAGCACUUCGUCCCCACCCUUCCCGGACCGAGGAAAUUACUGGCCUCUCUGGACUGCAGGCAGCUCACCCAGGUCCACGGCGUGAGCGACAUCGCCGUCGAAGACAAAAGCAGCGUGGCUCCGUAAGGGACCUGUCGAGUUCGGACAGUCAAUCUCCCGCCGUCCUGCGGGCUGAUUUUUAUCGCGAACCUGCAAACUCCUUUCUCCCGUUUUAUUUAUGUACGAAGCCAGUAUUCAGAUCUUGCGAUGUGUUCCGCCGCAGGCCUGAUUAAAUUUGCACAAAAAUUGCAAACCGAUGGCUAAUUCAAGGGUUUCUGGCGGAAAUCUGAUACGUGUCGACAAAGAGCGGGCGCUUUUAAUAUCAGACGAAGCCCACUGUGGGCCUCCUACGUUCUUACAUCGCUCCGCAUAAGGAGUGAUGCAGCCGUGUGCAGAACCAUAAUAAAUCAAGUGACCAGCGGCGGCUGGACCGGUUAAGUAACUUUAAUGAAGGAAAUGUGCUUUAGUUAAAACAAGGUUUGUAUUUAUGUCUUGUUUUGCGACUCAUUCAUGCAAUCUAUUUAUUUAGUUCAUUUACCAGUCAUUAAAAACAACAUCUUCAGUACUUCCUGUUUUAAACUUGUUUGUAUUAAUUAAAGAGCGAUAGUUUACAGACUUGCUUUUGGAGCUAUAGGUUUCUGUGUCUUCGAAGGCA